Molecule: messenger RNA, 2179 nt
Organism: Prunus mume (Japanese apricot)
Lineage: Eukaryota; Viridiplantae; Streptophyta; Magnoliopsida; Rosales; Rosaceae
Product: cyclic nucleotide-gated ion channel 1-like
Biological process (GO): transmembrane transport; monoatomic ion transport
Cellular component (GO): membrane
Molecular function (GO): monoatomic ion channel activity
Source: RefSeq, a predicted model, not a curated record
CAAACAAAUCCCAUUUUCUCUUUCACUGUCUGGUUAAUACAGGCUUCGAGUAAGUAGUACUGCAUUCAACACUGAUCUGGCAUUGUUUUUCAUGGAUAGCACCAGACUAGCUUCAGAUCCGGAGAAGCAGACGCAGAAAUCAGAGGGACGGGUUAAAACGGGGAAAAUGUAUGCCGCCGCAAUAAAGGAGAUUUGUAAUCCACAGGGGCAAUACGGUUACAUAUGGAAUAAGAUGUUUGUAAUAUCGUGUGUGUUUGCUGUCUCACUGGACCCUUUGUUCUUUUACAUUCCAAUCAUCGAUCAGCUAAACAAGUGCCUUCAAAUGGACAAAGUGUUGCAGACUGUUGCUCUUGUUUUACGAUCACUCACGGAUAUCAUUUUCCUGCUGCAUUUCAUCUAUGAAAUCUGUGACGGUCUCAAAACUCAAACCAAGAAAAAGUCGUCGCAGUCACCGUCGCCGUUGGGGACUAAAUUGGCAUCAGAUACCCUCAAAACUAUGGCCCCAAUCACCCAGAGCAAUGGACAUUCCAAUUCCAAGGUAGAAACUGGAGAACAUUCGGGUCCCAAAUCAAAAUUAAGGUUGAUUGGAGUUGCCCAGGAAAUAAUGUCGUGGUUAUCUGUCUCCAUCAUAAUUGACUUUUUCGCUCUCCUUCCCAUCCCGCAACUGCUAAUAGUAGCUACUUUUGACAAAAUGAGGGGCUUCGGAUAUUUGGAACAUAAAAAGGUUAUGAAUAUCCUUCUUCUUGGUCAAUACCUACCAAGGAUGUACCGAAUUCACAUAUCCUCCAAAGAACUCAAAAGGACUACUGGAAUAUGGGUUAAAGGUCUAUUCAAUUUUUUCCUCUAUAUUCUUGCAAGUCAUAUACUCGGAGCUUUUUGGUACUUCUUUUCUAUUCAACGAGAGAUAUCAUGCUGGCACCAGGCCUGCAUAAACCAUAAAAUCGAUUUCGCACAAUGCACCAACACUGUCUACUGCAAUGGUCAAGCUACUACUUCAAGAAAUAUCACGUUUGUGAACGAGCAUUGCCCGUUGGAUACCGGUGAUAAUGCUACGUCGUCAUUUGAUUUUGGAAUAUUUCUUGAUUCCCUUAAGAAUCAAAACACGGAGCACAUCAAGUUUGGAACGAAGUUCUUUUACUCUUUUUGGUGGGGCCUGCGAAACCUUAGUAACUUUGGCACGAAUCUCACAACAAGUACGUAUGUGUGGGAAAACUUGUUUGCAAUUCUUAUUUCUGUCAUUGGCUUGCUGCUAUUUCUAUAUCUGAUUGGAAAUGUGCAGACUUUUAUGCAGAUGCAAGCUACACAAUCAGAGAAGAUGAGGAAAAAAAUUAAGAUAAAGAAGCUAGAUAUACAAAGCUGGAUAUCCAAAAAUAAACUCCCUGAUGUUAUAAAGAAAGAAAUCAUGAAAAGCGUAAAGCAAAAACUGAAAGAACACAAAGAUGCUGAUCUCCAGAAUGACCUAUACUCUAUGCUUCCCUGGAAAACCAGAACAUCUCUAAAGCGUUGUCUUUGCAUGGACGCAUUUAAGGCAGUGCCCAUGCUUAAAAACAUGAGUAAUAAAGUGUUGGAAAUGAUGUGCGAAUAUCUGAAGCCAGUGAUGUACAACGAGAACAGCUUCCCCUUCCGAAUGGGAGAUCCACUGGAUCGCUUGCUCGUCAUUAUUGAAGGGACUAUGUGGACUUACUCUAGUACUAGUGGUGGUGGUGGUGAUGAAGCUGCUGCUUCCCCAUCAAAUAUUUCGACAUUAUUAGCGGCCAAGCCCCUUGGGAAAGGUGAGAUUUAUGGGGAAGAGAUUCUGAGUUCGGUAUCACCCUCUAUCACCGAACUUCCGAUCUCCACCAAACACCUCAAAAGUCAGACAAAAGUGGAAGCCUUUGCUCUCAUGGCCAAGGACUUGGCAACUAUAGUCUCCUGGCACAAAGUACAGUGGGAUUUGAACAGGGGUGACAUAUCUCAAGAGGCGAAGGAGUCCAUGGCAAAGUCUAUAAUUAAAAAAGCAGUCCAACAACUCACAAUGAAGCGUCCCACGACCUUAACCCCGGUUACAGUAGUGGGUUCAAAUAACUUGUCAACAACACCACCACCGAUCAAUUAGUAUAUAUCUCAUCUGUAGAAACUAUAUAUAUAUAUAUAUAUAUAUGCUAGACAUACCACAUUUUUAUAUGGCUUAAAUGUCAAA